AUCCUUCAGUCUCCCACAGGAAGUCAUGGUGGCAUGUAUCCUCACGAGCGAUGAAAACGCCUCCUCCACCCUGGAGAGCAACACCACAAGCAUCACAGCAUUUUCACUGCCUGCGUGGCAGCUGGCCCUCUGGGCCAUGGCUUACCUCUUCCUGGUGCUGGUGGCCGUCACAGGCAACAUCACCGUCAUCUGGAUCAUCCUGGCACAUAAGAGGAUGAGGACGGUGACCAAUUAUUUCAUCGUUAACCUGGCACUGGCCGACACGUGCAUGGCCACUUUCAAUGUCAUCUUCAAUUUUAUCUACGCCAGCCACAAUAUUUGGUACUUUGGCCAAGCCUUCUGCCAUUCCCAGAAUUUCUUCCCCAUCAUGGCCAUGUUUGUCAGCAUUUAUUCCAUGAUGGCUAUCGCUGUAGACAGGUACAUGGCUAUCAUCCAUCCCUUCCAGCCCCGGCUUUCGACCCUCAGCACCAAAGUCAUCAUCGGCGCCAUCUGGCUGGUGGCCUCUGGACUAGCCUUCCCUCAGUUUUUCUACUCCACGGUCACUGUGGACGAGGGGGCCACCAAGUGCAUCGUGGACUGGCCGGAGGACAGCAUGGUCAAGCUCCUUGUGUACCAUCUCGCCGUGAUCGUCCUGACUUACUUCCUGCCGCUGCUGGUGAUGUUCGUCACCUACAGCCUCGUGGGCGUCACCCUCUGGAGACACGCCCCCGGGAGUCAGCUGGUCAGGGUCCCGCAGAGACCGAGGCACGUGGCGGCGAAGAAGAGGUUCGUGAAGACCAUGGUGGUGGCGGUGGUGACUUUCGCCAUCUGCUGGCUGCCCUAUCACCUCUACUUCAUCCUGGGCAUCUUCCAUCAAGACAUCUAUUGCCACAAGUUCAUCCAGCAGGUCUACCUGGCCCUCUUCUGGCUCGCCAUGAGCUCCACCAUGUACAACCCCAUCAUCUACUGCUGCCUCAACCAAAGGUUUCGCUCUGGCUUCCGCCUUGCCUUUCGCUGCUGCCCCUGGGCCACCCCAACAGAUGAAGACCAAUCAAAGCUCUUCCAGAGCCCGUCACUGUUGAUGACCAUCCGCCAGAACCACACCAAGGACGUGUCACCCUCUACUAAAAAGUCAUCUUCCCCAGAAAGCCGGAUGUGAGCCCUGAGGGCCAUCACUUCCUCUUUGCUAUGCUGACGUCACCAAUGGCCUCCCUGCUUCCUUGCCCCGCCCCCCCCCCAACUACUCUUUGGAAAAAGCAACAUCCAAAAACCCGUCUGGAAAGGCAAGCAAGACCCAGGCUGCGUCUCUGGGCAGACACAUAGCUUUUCUCUAAGGCAGUUUCUUAGUUCAAGCCUUUGGAAGGCUAUAAAAUUUUUAAAAAUAAAAUGAGUCACCAAAACUAGGCCAGAGAAUAACUGAUAUUUUUAUCUCAGUUUAAUGUUUAACAAGUGCUUCCUUUAUUAACACUUUGAAGGGAGGCUGCUGUUUUUCAUCCUUUUUUAAACCUUUACUUUUCAUCUUAGAAUCGACACUGUGUAUUGGUUCCAAGGUAGAAGAGUGGUAAAGGGUUAGGCAAUGGGGGGUUAAGUGACUUGACCAGGGUCACCCAGCUGGGAAGUGUCUGAGGCCAGAUUUGAACUCCUAUCUCCAGGCCUAGCACUCUAUCCACUGAGCCACCUAACUGCCCCUUGUCCUUCAUUUUUUAAGAGGACCAAUAACAUCAUGGGUGAUGA
Molecule: messenger RNA, 1713 nt
Organism: Monodelphis domestica (gray short-tailed opossum)
Lineage: Eukaryota; Metazoa; Chordata; Mammalia; Didelphimorphia; Didelphidae
Gene: TACR2
Product: tachykinin receptor 2
Biological process (GO): G protein-coupled receptor signaling pathway; positive regulation of flagellated sperm motility
Cellular component (GO): plasma membrane; sperm midpiece
Molecular function (GO): substance K receptor activity
Source: RefSeq, a predicted model, not a curated record